AUGUUUAUUAUCAACGCAAUCAAUUUUCUUGUUUUACUCGCAGUGUCUUCGGCCACAUUUUUCGACAUAUUCGCCGAGUCGAACGGCGUGAUAACCGAGAAAGGCCACGAAAUCUACGAAAAGGUCAAAAACUACUUCUACUCGCCCCACGAGAACAUCGAGGUGAGCUUGGACCUCGACAGCUUCUUGCAGGCGAACGGAAAUGUUCUGGCCAAGCUGCGAGACGUUUACUUCAGGUCCAUGGAGGUCUCCAAGCAAGCUGCCGAAGUGUCCGAAGACAUUUCCGACAUAACGGGGGUGUUUUACGACUCCAUGGCUAACCUACAGACGGAAUCGGCGAAACUAUCCACUCAGCUGCAGGAGUUGCUGAACGAUCCCGAAGGAAAUUUGCACGUUUUCGAGUUGACCAUUCUCAGUGCCGAAGAUAUCGCUAAAAAUAUAUGGGAUUUACUGGAGAGGUUCUUCCAGAUACUAGUUGGAGCCAAGGAAGUCGCUGGCGACACCCACGUUUUGGUCCAAAUGAGGAAAAAGGACACGAACAUCGUCAAUCCCGCCGAAGAAGUCCCCGAGGAUUUGCCGGAAACCAAUGAACCUGCCGAUGAUGCUAACGAUCCGAUCGAAAUCGAUCCUAUUGAUAUCCCUGCGACAGACGAUGACGAUGAUAACUUGGUGAUUGUGAUCUCAGAGUCUGCCAGUAAGGAAGUCGAACCGCUCGAACCCAUCAAACCCGAGGAAUCGAUAAUCAUCGUUCCUAGACCUCCUUCUCCAGAUUCCGUUGACUCCACUACACUUGAACCAUCUACGAGCACCGAACCAUCAACAACAACAACAACAACCACUACUGAAGAACCCACCACUACAAGUACAACAACCCCGAAACCUCACCACAGUCACAGUCACAGUCACCAUCACCACGAAAAUCUGUGCAAUUGCGAUCUGUGUUCGUGCACGAAAUCCUGCAAGCCCUCUAAAGGAGAAGCAAUUCCCUUUAUUUCUUGCCCUGCACACCACACUUGCUGCAUAAUGAAGCCUACAAGCGGGGACUACGAUUGGGAAGCUCUCUUGGAGACACAGUACAAACAUCUGUAUAACAACCUCGCGUAAAUGUCGAAUUCGAAAUAAAGCGAACUUUAAUCCUCUAUAUA
Messenger RNA from Phyllotreta striolata, 1145 nucleotides. The record is from the annotation of a GenBank genome assembly. Lineage: Eukaryota; Metazoa; Arthropoda; Insecta; Coleoptera; Chrysomelidae.